UUGCGCAUGGUCUGGGACUGACCAUUCCAAAGCCUGUCAUAAGAAACAAGGAGGAUCACAGGGUGUGUGAGGAUGUCGUGCGGGUUGUACAAAAUGACCUGGUCCUUGAGGACUUAGAUACGGAGCCCCUGGUUCAGUCUUCACAGUUGGUCACUUCGCAAGAGAUGCAGCGAAUGGAACCGGAACCAGUGGACACUUCGAAUGUUCGCUCGUCAGCAGCAGAGCCAAGAACGCAGCAUGAAAAUGCCGAAACGCAAACCGGACGAUGGACACCUUUCGUUGAGGGCAUCAGGAAAGAGGCAGAGGAGAGUGCCAUGGCGACACUGGAGGAAAGGCUGCGGCAGGAGCGUCUGGAGAUGCUGAGGAUGGUCGAGGAUGUGGCCAGACAGACGGCCGUGUUAGCUAUCAGAGAGCUGGCUAGAGGCACAAUAACCGUACACACCACCGUCCUGGAGAUGGAGGCAGAGGCAGAAGGCAAAGACGUGUUACUUUCUCUGCAGGAGGAAGAGAAUGAAGUCGAAAUCUUACAGAGUAAAAGUCCUGAAUGUCAGAAAAUAUCUCCAGUUGAGAAGUUUGUCCUGGAGGUUGAAGAGGUAGAAGAGAUUGUAGAAAAUCCAGCAAGAACAGAAGACCCAGAGAAGGCAGCAGCUGCAGCAGAUGAACCACAACAGGUGGCAGAAAAUCCAGAAGGUGUAGAGGAGGGCCCAGAAGGGGAAAUAGAGGAUCCAGAAGAGGAAACAGUUGAUCCAGAAGAGGUUGCAGAAGGCCCUCCAAUAGACACCCCUGUAGAAGAAUCUGAGUUCCGAUCCCCUCCUCCAGAAGCAGAGCCCGAACCCAAGACCGCCUCAAGGCCUGAAUCCACUUCUCCCAGACCAGCCAGAGCAGAAGCCUCUCCAGCCGAGGACAUAGAGGAAUCAGAGUCUGAGGAAUCAGAGUCUGAGGACUCUGAGGACUCUGAGGACUCAUCAGUGGCUGAAUCAGAAGCAGCUCCAAUUACCCAGAAGCCUCGGGCCACUGACAGUGCUGGAGUGUCCCACACCAUUGCUGAGACAAUAAAUGAGGAGGCAUCUGGUGGGCACUCCUGGUGUGAUGCACUGAGAGCCUGCUUCAUGCACAUUCCUGGUAUGCCUGUGUGCCUCGAUUGCUUCGACCAGCUGCUGAAAGAGAACCACAUCACCCUGCCUAGAGUGCCCCUUAUGCCCAAGCUCUCCCCGUACCAGCUCACCCAGCAGCUGCCCUCCUUACCCACGUGGUUCAGCCAACUGCCUGAGGGGCUCGCCCAUAUUCCCCAGCAUAUCUCCGAGCGCAUUCGCAAAUUCCCCCAGCUUUUCCCUUCCCUCCCCCAAAAACGUCCCACUUUUUCCCACCACUUUUCCGUCUUCGGCCAACAACUUCCCAGUUUUACUUCACCGCUGUCCGGCAUUUUAGUACAACUAUCCAACAUUCCGCAGCACCUGACCAACCUUCCGCAACACCUUUCCAGCAUUCCUCAGCACCUGUCCGACGUUCCGCAACGUCUGUCGAGUGUUAGGCAGUGUGCUGGACGGUGUUCCGCUGCCCUCCAGAUGUCUAAGUUCCAGCCCCAGCAGCAGCCCCAGCAGAGGGACCUGGAGCUGGCUCACCUGGUCCGCCAGUCCCCCAUGCACACCCCGCGCACCUUCACCCCUUCACCCCCUGGCUCCACCCUGGACCUGCCCAAUGUGCCUUCAUACCCACACCUGCCCCCCCUCAGCCCCACCCAUCAGUCUGGCCUCUCCAACCCCGCCUUUCACGUCGAGGACGAGUCCAAUUCUGCUAGGCAUUCAGCUGGCUCCAGGCUAAGCAGUCAUCCAGCUGUAAACGUGGAGGAUAUGGAUUCAGACACUGAGCAGCAAGGUGCAACAUCCCAUCACAUGCCCCAGAUCUUCACCCCACAGGACCCCAACCUUAAGACCCUCACCGUGCCUGGAGUCCCAAAAGCAAGCCGACCCAGAAAGAAGCUGUACUCAUCUGGAGAUGAGGAAGAGGAGGAACUGGAGACCACAGUGUACGCCUGGCCAAGCCAGAGUAGCAUCACGAGUGGCGAUGAAGGUGGGAAGGAGCGUCCAGCAUCUGUGUCCAGUCAGGCCAGCAUGGUGGUGAAUGAGCGUCUUCAGGAACUGGUCAAGCUUUUCAAAGAGAGGACAGAGCGCGUGAAGGAGAAGCUCAUUGACCCUGAUGACUCAGAUGACGACACGCCAUCUGGCACCUCUGUAAAAACAGCCCCAGUGCCUCCUCCUGAGCCUGUGGAGGAGCCAAAGGUGGAGGAGGAGACACAGGAUGCUCCCACUGAGGAGGAUGUGUCCAAGGAGCAGUAUAUGAGGGUGCUGUGCUUUAAGGUGAAGCCUCAGUCCAGGAUCGGGCGCUUGCUUCAGUACCGCUUCCCAGCCAGCAUCGAUCCCUUCACCAAUCUGGUGUAUGUGCUGUGGCUCUUCUUCGUCACUCUGGCCUGGAACUGGAACUUGUGGAUGAUCCCGGUCCGCUGGGCCUUCCCCUUUCAGACCCCGGACAACAUCCACCUGUGGCUGCUGGCUGACUACCUGUGUGACACCAUCUACAUCCUGGACAUCCUGGUAUUCCAGCCUCGCCUGCAGUUCAUCCGUGGUGGAGACAUAGUGAGUGACAAAAAGGAAAUGAGAGAAAAUUACAUGAAAGCCCUGCGAUUUAAGCUGGACAUUGCCAGUCUCAUCCCCCUGGAGUUGUUCUACCUCAGAGUAGGGAUCAACCCCCUCCUCCGCUGGCCACGGUUACUGAAGAUCUUGUCUUUCUUUGAGUUCAAUGUUCGCCUGGAGGCCAUUUUGAACAAAGCCUAUGUGUACAGAGUCAUCCGGACCACCACCUACCUACUCUAUUCCCUUCACUGCAAUGCCUGUCUCUAUUACUGGGUUUCUGCCUACCAAGGACUAGGCUCUACACACUGGGUAUACGACGGCAAGGGCACUGCUUACAUACGUUGCUACUACUUCGCCGUGAAGACUCUGAUCACUAUUGGUGGACUGCCGGACCCGACCAAUCUCUCUGAAAUCGUCUUUCAGCUCAUUAACUACUUUAUCGGGGUAUUUGCCUUCUCCAUCAUGAUUGGUCAGAUGAGAGACGUGGUGGGGGCGGCCACGGCAGAUCAGACGCACUACCGCUCGCGCAUGGACAGCACGGUGAAGUACAUGAGCUCCAACCGCAUCCCCAGAGACGUGCAGAACCGUGUGAAAACCUGGUACAACUACACAUGGCAGUCUCAGGGCAUGCUGGAUGAACAGGAGUUGCUAGUACAGUUGCCAGACAAGAUGAGACUGGAUAUAGCGGUGGAUGUGAACUACUCUAUUGUCAGCAAAGUGCCCCUCUUUGAGGGGUGUGACAGACAGAUGAUCUAUGACAUGUUGAAAAGGCUCAGGUCAGUCGUGUACCUUCCUGGGGACUACGUCUGCAAAAAGGAUGAGGUAGGCCGAGAGAUGUACAUCAUCAAGUCAGGGGAGGUUCAAGUGGUUGGCGGUCCGGACGGAAAGACUGUAUUUGUGACUCUGAAAGCAGGAUCAGUGUUUGGCGAAAUCAGCCUGUUGGCAGUGGGAGGGGGAAACCGACGGACAGCCAACGUCAUAGCGCAUGGCUUCGCCAAUCUCUUCAUCCUGGACAAGAAGGACCUUAACGAAAUCCUGGUGCACUAUCCGGAGUCUCAGAAACUGCUCCGCAAGAAGGCAAAGAAGAUGCUGGCAGAUAAGAAGCCGGCAAAACAACAGGAGGAAAGAAAGGAGCCAGUGCCUGUGAUUUGGCCCCGUGCUGAGACCCCCAAACUCUUCAAAGCAGCGCUGGAGAUGACUGAGAAAUCGGGCCUCCGAGGCACACUGGCCAAGCUGAAGGAGAAGACCAAUAAGUCCAGCAUCUCCCUACAGCCGUCUGGCUGUUCGUCUGUGCUGCCUGCCUCCCCACUCCAUGGGCAGUGCUUGGAAAAAGAAGCUGAUGUUCUCUCCCAGAUCUCAGACAGCUCCAUGCAGGGAGCGGUCGCCAGCCCCUCCUACCUUGGAAACGGCCCUCCUCUGGACGAGCGGGAAAUUGUGGGAGGGGACAAGAUGGAGGACUGACCUAGAAACAGAACUCAGUGUGAAUGAGCUCUGCCUUUCACUGUGAAUUUGUCUGUUGACUACCGCUCAGUCCACAAGUGCAUACUGAGAGUGUGGAGGGUCAGUUUGACUGUUUCCUCAUCUUCCUCACCUUGUUUGAAGGGAGACAGGAGAUAAUCUGGAUGGACUAUCAUGUAAAACCAAGUUCACUGUGCACAUGUUUGCUUUUUCUGAGUUCUCACCUGAGUCAGCAAAAGAAGGAACUGGUAAUUGUUAUCCUAUGAGUUGAUAUUGGUGUGUUUGAUUAGGAAAAGCACAAAAAUGUGCAGGACAGACUGGAAGUACUGGUAUAUAACUAGCACUAACUCAGAGUAGCACUGGUACUGUUGUAGGAAAGCAUUCUCAGUCAUACCACUAACUCCUGCAGGGAUCAUGUGAGUACCCUCUGGGCAGGCCAGGGUCAAGAGACUUCUGUUGUGAUUCAUUUAAUGAUGAUACCAUGUCCCUACGUAUUAUCAUAUGUGGUGAUGGUAUUUCUAAAUACUUCCAAACACUGCAAUAAAUCUUUAUUCAAA
Electrophorus electricus (electric eel) is the source of this 4645-nucleotide messenger RNA. The record is from RefSeq and is a predicted model, not a curated record. NCBI's taxonomy places the organism in Eukaryota, Metazoa, Chordata, Actinopteri, Gymnotiformes, Gymnotidae.